AUGCUUGAUGCGGCACCAAGCGCGGCCUCAUCCUGCGAGAGGACGGCCGCUGUUCUUGGAAAGCACCUUGCGGAGGGGGAGACCCUUGUGAAGGUGGUGCACUGCUCCAACUACUACGGGGCCGCGCUGUUUCGCAGCGGCAGCCUCGUGCUUCUGGCGCCGGAGUCCCCAGCACAGCACGGGACUGUUAUUGAGGGCGGCGAUGGGCAUGUUCGAGAUGUUGCCGCAGGUGCCACCCACAUUGUCUUUUGCAAGGAGGAUGGCACGGUGCAUUCGUUUGGCUAUAGCAACACUCACGGACAAUUGGGCGAUGGUACAGUCUGGAGGAGGUGGCCAGCUGCACCGGAGAUGCGCGAGGCCGAUGCGUCGGCCACUGCUGAGCGAGAGGAGGGGCUGCCGCAACUUUCCCCCCCGCAGAUGAUUGGCGGGUUUGGUGUUGGAAGGGGCGGCGGCGAAGCAGCCUUUAUGGACGGCAGGCUGCUCUCUGUCCCCAUCGCUGCGGUGGCGUGUGGUGCCUUCCAUACUUUGCUCUUGACAAGCUUGCGGAACUGCGUGUAUGCUUGUGGCCUCGGCGUGUCAGGGCAACUGGGGGGGAGACGGCGUCCGGUGCUGCAGCCAUCUUUCAGGUCGAUUCGGCUUCUGUUUGGAUUACCGCUCCGGCAGAUUGCGGCCGCGGGAAACCACUCCUUUGUGCUGCUGCAGACGGGAAAAUUGUUCGCCUUUGGGGAAAAUCUCUGCGGGCAGCUUGGGUUUGGCUCUGCCAAGGCCGUGCGCACGCCGCGGGCCGUAAACUUCAAUGGGGCCGCGCCUUGCGAGGAGACGCGGCGACCGCUAGACACAGCCGCGCUCAAGAGCUUGCGGGCGGCCCGGGGCUCGGCGGAGAGCAUGUACGUCCCGCUGCGCGUUGAACGCCUGUGUCCGGAGCGGGCGCCCGGUGAACCGUUUAUUGUCGCUGUGUGGUGCUGUCCUACUAUAACGGUGCUGCUCACGGAAGGGCUGGAGUGGCUGUCCUGCGGCCUCGCCCUGUCGCGAAGCCCAUGCGACCGCAAGACCUCCGCGCGUAGAGUGGAUCGUUAUGGCCCGCUUGGGCGAUGGUUGGCACACAAAGAGGAAGCCACAUUGUUUCGUAAGAUGCGGUGGUCGGAGCGGGUGGCGGCGGCGCUGAAAAGCGCGCUUCCCACUCACGCGCUGGAGGGCCCGUCGCUGGAGGAGGCGCUUGGCGCGAUGGAUGUGAAGUGUUCAACGAAAGCCGUGGUCUUGCUCCUGCGGCACGCGGCGGAGCCGCACGGGGCCCAUUUGUUUCUGCAGGGGGAGGUGCCAGAGCCCCUGCUAAUAGACCAGGCGGGCGGAACCCCGUUGAUCCCGGCUUACCGCGCUGAAAAACUUCUGUACGAUCACGACGUGGACGACGACGCCUUCGAGUUCACCCUCGCCGAGGCGCAAGGCAUCUUCGCCACGGAGGCUUUCAUGGGUGUCGUGUAG
Trypanosoma rangeli is the source of this 1482-nucleotide messenger RNA. RefSeq names its product putative chromatin binding protein. The record is from RefSeq and is a predicted model, not a curated record. Bases 1 to 1482 code for a protein of 493 amino acids. The transcript has a single exon. Lineage: Eukaryota; Euglenozoa; Kinetoplastea; Trypanosomatida; Trypanosomatidae.